This is a messenger RNA of Physcomitrium patens, 3112 nucleotides long. RefSeq lists its product as uncharacterized. The record is from RefSeq and is a predicted model, not a curated record. Lineage: Eukaryota; Viridiplantae; Streptophyta; Bryopsida; Funariales; Funariaceae.
CACCAUAGCCACCGUGGUUGCGAUUCUGAUCGUGAAAAGCAUCCUUCUCGGACUGCCCUUUCAAAGUUACUCGCUGGAUCAAUGGCGAAUUUACUCUGAUGCAGAUAGUUUGGUUGCACUUGGCCUUCCAUAGCUGUGAAUGUUGGUGCCGGUCAUCGAUAAUGGCCGUUGCCGAGACGCUGUGGCCGCCUUCGCUGGAUGAGGGACUCUAACGUCGCGACAGAAGAAUGCAACCAUGCUCCAAGCAUGGCUGGCUCGCAUUGAGUUUCCGAAUGUUAGAGUUCGAGUAUGAUCCUGAAGGGCGGGGUUCAUUAUCUGUAGCACACCGUGGUAAUUUCCACAUUCACAGUAUAUCUGACUGGAUGUUGUUCGAUCUCUCACGUACAAUUGUGCGCACGAAUCCUGUGGAUUGGUCGAGGUUCCCAUGCUCGUUAAUCUUCGACAGUAGCUCUGACGCGCCCGUGGUAGAAAGCGUCACUGGUCCCACUGUGGAGAUGAAAUGACUGAAGUCCAUCCGUGAGCAGUACCCGCGGCACGCUUGGUCCUCGCAACGGGCACUCCGCACAUGGGACUAUGUAAGUACCGCAGAUUGACUAGCAGUUUUGCAUUUGUCUCGAAUCCCAAUCGUAGCCACAGCUGGAGCGCUUCCCUGGGCCUUUACGGUCGAAGUGUCGGAUACGACGUCGCGCUUUAUCAAUCGCCUUGGAAAAGCUGGCAGCGGUUGCACGUUGGCGCUGUCAGGAACCAGUUGUCGGAGUAGUUUCUAGCAGCAUGGAGCUUACCUGCAGAUAAUGACUCUGUUUAUUGUGUCAGUGCAGUCUUCAAGUGCUAGUUCUUUGUUGAAUGUUGAAUCCGGCCGUACUCCCGGGAUCCUUUGCAACCUGACAAAAACUCUGAACCUGGAGGGCAUGCAUUCGUCGUUUCAUGUUUCCGAACUGAUCACGGAAAUGGUCGUGAGCUUUUGUUUCUAAUUUUGUAGCAACUUCUUCAAUUCCAGUAGCCUCUGGAGAAUUGUCGUUUUUAGCAGGAUGAUCAUUGCAAGCCAGUAGUCGAAAAAAAGUGGGAGCCGCGAUGUGGCCUUGUUGGAGGUGAAGAAGAGAGUUUCAUUUUUGCUGAGCAUCAGCGUAGGCAGCUACUUAAGGAUAGAACAUUGACGGAUAUAGAGGUGUGCCUUUAAGAUGGGGAUGGGAGGAGAUAUGGUAUGAUCGUAGGGUCUUCGAGUUUUAGUUUCAAUGUUCUGGCGUCGAAAAAAUGCUGGGGGCAGGUUUAGAUUCAUUUUGAUGUUCAGGGCUUUCAUAGCUGCCUUAGAAUGUGUAGUCGGCUAAUCGUUUUGCGUCGUGUGCGCUUUUCUCUUUGAGUUGAUCGCCUUUGAGUUAACCUCGUUCAUGUACAUCCAAAUUUUCAAUGGUCAUCAUCUCGAACUGGACGUUGGCUUCGUGAUUAAGAGGAGCAAGUGGCGAUGUGGGAGUGCAAGAGACAUCCCUCGGAAUCCCAACCUGGUGGUGGAGUCUGUGCCAGCUGCUUAGAGGAGAGACUCGUAUGUUUAUGGAGAGGUGAUAGCUUUAGUCUUGGGGACAAAUCCCUGGCGCCAUCAAUUGCCGCCUCAGGGUCUCUGCAGUCUGAAUCACAGAAGAGUGAUGCUCAGCAAUUUACUUCAAUAAGGACUGGGGGUUCUUCGGGCAGUGUGAGGAAAGAUCUUCAAGCAAAUGAAGAGGAGAAAUUUAGCGAGAUUUUGUCACAGGUUUCAAAAGACAUCAUAAACGACAUGCAGAAAGAUGUUGGAGCUUUGAGUCAAUCAAUAGUGAUGCCUUUAAACGUCGACACUAUGGAUGGUGGUAAAAGCGAGGUGGCUCUCAAAAAUGUGGGAGCCCCUAAUCUGCAUAAGCAGAAUUCCUCGAUAGACUCCGUCAUGGUAGAAUGGACAGCGUUUCACGCAAGACGACGCAGGAAUUUGAGUUUGGAGUUCGAUUCUCUGAAGGCCAUGAGUAGGAGCUUCGACUCCGCAGAGCCCAAGCCUUCCGUUGAAGUAAUCAUGGCCAGCGAGAAUGUGCGUCGCAUGCCAAUCGAAUCUAACCCUCGAGUAACUAUCUUGAAGGAGCAAAAAAUGCGGUCCCGGUCGAUGCCGCUAGAGAACAGGAGCGCCGAAGAAACAGCUCUUCGUGUAAUCCGAGAAUGUCAGGCUGACAACCUCUACUCCGACGACCGUGACUAUUUCGCUAUUAUCGAAGCCGUGCAAGACCGCGAUGGCGAUGGUUGUGGCGGCAUGGGGAGCUUACAGAGCAAUAUGGCAGAACAGGGCUGCUUCAGCCCAAAGUGGCAAAAUAGUCCUAAAUGGGUGCAGGUGCUUGCAAGUCCAAUAACUUCGAGAAAUCGAGUGUUCCCGACCCGAUCCAAGGAAGAUAUUCGCAAAGGAAAGAGCUCCAGGAAACGGCUUACGCGAUUUGCUUCUUCCGAUUGGAGUCACAAAGACGCUAAUGGUGCGGAAGUGUCGCCGCACUGGCUGAAUGAAGCUAAGACCAGCCCUAGGACCACCAGACGCAGAUCUCCAUUCUCAUGGCUACAGGAUACAGACAAGUCACGACUCAAGAAGCAGAAUGAAUCGGAUCAGCUCUCAUUGUCGUUUUCAUCAUUUGCAAUAACUCAAUUGGGAAGAACGGAUUCGUGGGUUAAGGAUCUAGCCACGGUGGGGCACUUGCACGGGAUUGCCGAAGAGCAUGAGGUCGUUAGUGAAGAGGAGGAAGUGGACAAUUUGGAAGACAUCAACUCCUUUGGAAAAUUUCUUCUGAUUGCUGCCAAGAGAGAACCCAAGGCAGGUCUCACGCGGGUUUCAAGUGCAGUCUUCUAAUCCUCAAAUGGCACUACUAACCUUUGCACCAUUAAUCCUUGCCCCUUGUCGAAUACUUAAUGGGUCAUGGGGUGAACUGAAGCCCCUAAGUUGUAGAAUACUGUGAAAAGAGCAUCAAUUAGACACGUCAAUUUAAUUGUCAAUACCUUGAGAGCUACCAUGCUCUUUGGGCUGCCAUGGGCGCAGAUGAAGAUCUGGCACCCAUUCGAUAGAGUUGUAUUUGAUACUAAUAUUUGCGAAUGAAUACAUCGUGGUGCUUUGAAGAUA